AUGAUAUCAACGAGAACUUUAAUUGAUGCUAGUGAAAGUGUAAAAUCCAUGUCAACCCUCGUUUCAAAUAAAUAUAUUGUUCCUCCUCCCUUUUUUUCCCCAGUUCGCGCUUCCCGCUAUCCUAACCUACAUUGUACGACACAACGUGGCGUAUAUGUGACACAAACACCACAUGCUGAAUACUUUAAAAAUAAUACCACCGGGAAUAUCUUAUUGUCCAUCACACGUUUAACAAGUCAAACACGACGACAUUACCUGAAUAAUAAUGGACUCAUCAAAAAGCUAACAUGGCCGAAACAAAGAAAAGUAACAAACCCAAAAUUGAUCAUCGGAGGAAUUAUUUUAAUUAACACCGCAGUAUUUUGUGCUUGGAAAUACGCCACGUUUCUUGGUCAACAUUAUCAUGAUUGGUGGCUUUAUUCUUUUAUGACAAAAAAUCUGUUAAUGGGUGUUGAUAAUGUAAAAGCGGGAAGAUGGUGGACGAUGAUCACUGCAAAUUUUAGUCAUUCUAAUCCAUGGCAUCUUGUCCUGAAUUGCUUUGUCCUUUGGAGCUUUGGACCACCAAUUUUGGGUUAUAUUGGAGUAAAUCAAUUUCUAUUGGUUUACCUUGCUUCUGGAUUCAGUGGCUCUUUGGCACACUUAUUCUAUCAUUAUGUGAUUAAACCAAGAACAAUCGAUCGACGUUUUUCGCCCGUGAUUCAUAGUCAAGGCGCUUCAGCCUGUAUAAUGGGAAUCACCACAAUCUUUGCACUAAGAAAUCCAUUUGAAACUGUCAUCCUAUUCAUCAUACCGAUGCCUGCCAUAUUAGCAGUUGGAUUAUUUGCAGCCUAUGAUAUUUACAAUUCAUGGAAUCCUGGGAGAAAUUUAAUUGAUUCAUCUGCACAUUUGGGUGGUGCAUUGUUUGGGGCACUUUAUUAUUGGACGAGAUUACGACCGAGAAAAACACGAGUUAUUCGCGCCGGUCGAUUCAAGAUAUAA
Messenger RNA from Ambispora leptoticha, 978 nucleotides. NCBI's taxonomy places the organism in Eukaryota, Fungi, Glomeromycota, Glomeromycetes, Archaeosporales, Ambisporaceae. The record is from the annotation of a GenBank genome assembly.